GGGAGGAAACUGUGCCGAAAGAACAGCUUAUCCAGACGGUGUGAAGUGACAUGCUCUGGAUUGUCCUGGAGCCGUAACGGCGCACUGGAGCAGGGAGCAGCGCCGCGAGAUGAUCUUUGGACUUGUUGUCGUGGAUCCGGUCCACGUCUUACCGGAGAUGACAGAAAACAUGGACUGACGUCUGAGGAAUGGCAUCGGCCGUGUUUGAAGGCACGUCGCUGGUCAACAUGUUUGUCCGAGACUGCUGGGUCAACGGCAUCCGGAGGCUCAUCAUCAGCCAGCGGGGGGAGGAAGAGGAGUUCUUCGAGAUCCGGACGGAGUGGUCCGACCGGAACAUUUUAUACUUGCAUCGGAGUCACGCCGACCUGGGCCGGCUGUUCAAGAGGCUGCUGGAGUCGUUCCCCGAGGACCGGAGGGAGCUGUCCAAGUGUCCGCUGAUGGAAGGGCUCGUGAAAAUCAACGAGGCGAGCGAUAUUGAGGAGAAACUGAACGAGGUGGAACGACUGCUGAAGAACGCCAUCAACAUGCCGUGCAAGUAUUCCAGGUCGGAGGUGAUGUUGACCUUCUUUGAGCGAUCGCCGCUGGACCAGGUGCUGCGGAAUGACAAGGUCCACAGAAUCCAGCCGUGCUUCCAGAGCGAAAUCAAAAUAUCCGAAAUCAUGCGGUCAAACGGAUUCUGUCUGGCCAACACGGAAACCAUCGUAUUUGAUCACAGUUUCCCUGAAGAAAAAGAGAGACCCUCCUCCACGGACUCUGUGGAACACACGUAUGAGGACGGAACAGAGUUUUUGCCGAUGGAAGCAGACCUGUGUGAAGAGGAAACGGAAGCGUACGUCACCAACCUUUCCUACUACCAUCUGGUCCCGUUUGAAACCGACAUCCUGGAAUGAACCCCUGAUGCCCCGUUGAAGGACAUCUGAGGCUGCCGCGGAGGAAUCGGUGCUCUUCAAUGGAUCCUGGCGCUGCUCAUCCUGCGUAAACUCUAGAGUUGCUUGUGGCCCGUUUAUGGAGUCGGGCAGAUGUACAGUAUGCGCCAUAAUAUUGGAAGUCAGUGUGCCUCAUUCAGAGCCUUACAAGAGUGUGUCAAGGAGAAACAUGGCUGCAGAGAGCUCUCUUGUUUUGUAUUUAACGCAACCUGUGGCAGCUAGAGAGGCUCGGCGGGAGGGAGGGGCCACACAUUUACCUGAACUCAGAGUCGCAUUCACAACAUCGGAUCCUUUCACUGUUACUGAAAAACGUAGCGGGAUCAACCAGCACUCUUGUCUUUUUCUAUCUCGGCCGUCUUAUCUUUGGCGUUCCUUCUCCGGUGGACCUCCCAUGAAUGCAUCGGGCCCCCAACCUCUCAUUUACACCCGCUCUCUUUGCCACUCUGGUGUUUUUAUUCCCACAGGAAGCUGUCACCAAGCUUUGCGUAUGACAUUUUCUUCACGGUGCGAUUUUUCCAACAGCGUGUAGCAACGUUUCUGGUUUGAAAAACACCAGCUUGAAACCCGUGGGACGUGUUUGUUGCUGCGUAUAGAGUCCGUUCUUUGGCCGGAGAGAAAGAUCACCGAAUACACAACGUAGGGGCACAUUUAGCCAAGUCCUCUCAUUAGCAUAACACAUCUGAUGGUAAGUGAAGCGAGAAUAAUAACGUUUUUAAUGCCAAUGUUUUAACAUACAGUAUAUUUCACUUGGUUCAAUGAUUACUUUGACAAUUAAUAUUAAGUUGUUGUCAUUUUGUUACAACUUUCCAAAGUGAGAACAUGAUGCUGCCUUUUUGGAUGUCCGUGAUUUUUUUUUUGUAUUUGUAACUAAAUUGUAAUAUGUGUUUGUACUGUAGCUUGUGUAACGUUGCUAGUUUUAUGUUUGUUUUUCUUUUAAAAAGAGAAAAUAAUUUUAUAUACCAGGGCGGGGGGGGGGGGGAGAUUGUUGCCAUUGACAACCUGAUCGUCUCACUGCUGUUGUUGCCAUGUGAUGAAAUGGGGGGGGGGGUCAACGGAGGUCAUAUCCGACCCGUUCUGUAAGAUGACGUGUGCGGGUCCAUGCAGAGGGCUGACUGCAAGUCUCACUGAACGUGGGAGUCUUCAGCUCGGCCCGUGAUGGGGGAACAAGUCCACUCUUUAUCGCACGAGGAGACAAACGAUCUUGCUGUACGGAAACUUUCAAUAGAAAGGAAAAAAGUGUGUGAAAUGAUAUAACAUUUGAUUAAAAGUCACGUCUUUUGUA
This is a messenger RNA of Cyclopterus lumpus (lumpfish), 2208 nucleotides long. RefSeq names its product PX domain containing 1b (gene pxdc1b). Gene Ontology annotation, molecular function: phosphatidylinositol binding. NCBI's taxonomy places the organism in Eukaryota, Metazoa, Chordata, Actinopteri, Perciformes, Cyclopteridae. The transcript is spliced from 6 exons. Bases 189 to 890 code for a protein of 233 amino acids. The record is from RefSeq and is a predicted model, not a curated record.